Molecule: messenger RNA, 1880 nt
Organism: Fomitopsis serialis
Lineage: Eukaryota; Fungi; Basidiomycota; Agaricomycetes; Polyporales; Fomitopsidaceae
Exons: 9
Coding region: 131-1717 (528 amino acids)
Source: RefSeq, a predicted model, not a curated record
CUUGCGAACUGCACCACGACAUGCAGACCUAAUGCAGACCUAUCUUUCGACGCCUUCGAACGUCUAGACCACCGAGCUGCUCGUUUCUGCGGACAUCUAUACAAGGACUGCUGGAUUUUUCUCAGAAACUAUGGCCACUUAUGAUAACUUCGACGACUACAAGACUGGUACUGGUGUCUCCACUGCGGUCAAUACAACAGAUGAUGCGUACAUAGUCCUCGAACGCACGCGCAGCGAUAUGCCUCCCGGGUGGACACAGUACAUUCACCCGCAAGGUUGGGCCUACUUCCGUAACGACGAGUUCAAGCUGGUUGUCGACGAAGACAUUCACCAGCCAGAGAUCCUGGCCAGCGUGAACGAGUACUGUCUCGCAAAUCAAGCGUCGAAUCUACCAGAUGGACUGGAGGCAUGCUUGCUAGGCUCCGCUGGAAGCUACUUCUAUCUCAUCAUCGACCAUACCCAGUGCCUCGCUGAGCAUGCUGUUGCCAAACCGCUCAAGGAUUGGGUUGGCUCGGAAGAUGUGUCUAUCUCAAAUCUACUCCGCCGUCGUAGGCUGUACUGGAACUUCGUUCAAGGGCACCCCUCUCAUAUGACCAUGCCGCAUAGAGCGUUGACAGAAGCUAUCGACUCUGUCAGGGCGUACUACUUCGGUAUUGUGCAAUAUCAUGCGGUACAUGUUAAGCGAACUCAAGCGUGCACAGAUAACCUCAUGUUUGGUGAACGUAGCGUCGUACCAUUCUCAAAGGUUGAGAGUGACGACCUUCUCCGGCACUUGGAGGUGCCUCAAGGAGCUACCAUACGCGAGACAUCGAUGGUGGUUCUCGUCGCAUGGAUCCUUCGUGAAGUCUACAGCUAUCGUCACGCAGAUGGCUACGGGAAGUACACAUUCAAUCAGCUUCGCACACAUAGAAGGACUUCCGCCAGCCCGGCGUACGUGUCCAAUAGCCCAUCAAUUGUUGCGAGCACAUUGCUCCGCCUCCUUAUAAAUGGGCCUUUCUUUGGCAUCCCGCAAACAUAUCUGGAACAUAUCCAACAUGCCAGUGAAUUUCGUGGACGUCUAUCGAGUCUACAUCAGAGCUGGAAGGAAUAUACGGAUCAAUUAGUUCGAGGAUAUUCGGAUUUCAUUCUCAUAUCAACUGUGCUGCUCUCAGCUACCGUCGGCCUGCUGUCUGUAGGAGAUAUUGCACAAAUAGCGCGAGUAUGCUCUAUCAUGGCAGCCUUCGCUUCCCUCGGCAGCAUUGCUACUGGCGUAUUCUUCGUGUGGCGACAUCAGCGCGAUACUCAAAUAUCAACAACGCGGACGUUCGCUUACAUGAACAACGCUCACCGGAACACUUUUGGGUUACCUGGACAUGCGCUGUUUCUGAGCCUUCCAGCGGUGCUACUCGUGUGGUCUCUGAUCGGCUUCACGGUAGCGAUUGUUGCGUAUGCUCUGCAGCCCAUCUCAAGUGACCCUGCGACCGACGUCGCAUCGACCUCAGUCACUAUUGCUACAUUCUUCGCCGUGCUCAUCUUCACAGCCCUGGCAAUACACGUCUUCGGCAGGAUGUGGAGAUGGGAAUCGCGCCUCUGGACACUCAAACUUCUGACUAGAAUUCGACCAGAUUGCUUAUCGCGAGCGAAGACACGUGUAAGUAGUGAGCCCUUCUCUGCUCCUUCCACGGGUCGCCCGGCCGGACAUCAUCUAGACAUUCCUGCGAGAAGCCGACAGGGAUGACGUUCAUGAUCGGCGGAUCGAUGCAGCAAACCAUGACGAAGACCGCCCCCGAUCCACCUUCGCGCUUGCAUAGAUCUGCUGCGUACUUCAGUUGCGACUGCAUCUCCGCUUGCUUCUCUGGUUCGAAUUCGCUGAGCGAUGUGACCUCUGCUGCCGCGACGAA